Delphinapterus leucas (beluga whale) is the source of this 6679-nucleotide messenger RNA. The record is from RefSeq and is a predicted model, not a curated record. Lineage: Eukaryota; Metazoa; Chordata; Mammalia; Artiodactyla; Monodontidae.
GAGGACGAGGUGAGAUUGGCAGCAGAAGAAAGAGCUGGGUAAUUGGUGGGCAGGCAUCCAGAGGAGGUGGGCGGGAUCUAAUAACAACAAUAAUAACGAUAAUUUGUCUUGCACUUAAUAGCCAGCGCUAAUUGAAUGGCUCAAGGCCCCAGCGGGGGCGUGUCUUCGUCUCUGCAGAGCGGGGGUCUGAGCAGGGUGAGGCUGGGCCGGUACUGUUGAGCGUUUGGGGGGCCGGGGGAGAGUAGGACCCUCUGCUUUUGGCCUCCGGGGCCAUCAGAGUCCACAGUCAGGCUGGCUGCAGGAAUUGCCCCUUCUCCCCCAGAGAGCCGCCCGGGUCCUGAGAGCAGCUAGCUUAGGGGCUGCCCGAGGCCCUCAGCUCUGGCCGUUCCCCUCUGAGGUCCUGGGGCAGGACCCCAAGCCCCCCGGAUCAGGACAAGAGGGCCCAACAGCUGCUUGAGUGGAUGAGCGCAUGAGUGACUGGCUGGACGGGGGAGGGAGGGACCUGGGUAGGAUGGUUUAGUGACCGCCCUCGGCUCUUCACCAGGAUUGCGGUUGGUCCCCCAGCACGCGCUUCCUGACCUCUCACUCAGCUCCAGGGGUACCUGCUGGUCCCUGUUGCACGGGGGCGGCAGCCGAGGCCCAGAGAGGCUGAGCCGCAUGUGCAGGGUCACAGAGUGGAGUGGCCGAGGCACCGGGCUCCAGCCUCCGUGCCAGGAGCCAGGGCAGCACUGCCGCCGGGGCCUUUUCCGCGGAGACAGAGGAGACGCCGGGGUGUUCUCACCUCGUGGCUGGUUUUCAGUCUCCCUGGUGGGUGGUGUAACCUCCCUCUGCUCAGGGCUGAAACCGAAAUGCAGAGCGGACUGUCCCCGAGUCCCCAGGUGUGCCCUGCGCCAGGCACCCCUGACCAGCAGCGCCAGUGGGAGCCCCUGCCGACCCCCCAGAAGUCAGCGAGAGAAGCUGCAUCUUUCUAGGGCCUCGUAGUAAAGUUCUGCCUAGUCAGGGCUUCCUGCCGUGUCUGGAGUACCAUGCAGACGCCUGGCUGGGCCUGCACGGCCCUGCUCUGUCCCCUCUGCCUCUAGUGCCUCAUCUACUACCCCAGGGCAGGGCUGGCUCCGUCGUUUUCAGGGCCUGGCAUGAAAUGAAUAGGUGAGCCCCUUGGGCAAAAAGCAAGAAAAAAGCUUUUCCCUUUCUUCCGAGGUCUCUCAGCCUGUCAGGGUGUUUUUAACUUGGUAUUUCCUGUCGCACUCCCCCAGGUACAGGGUUGCCCUCGGGGUGCAGGCCUGGCUCCUGCCCAGGCCCCCGUAGGACCUCCUGUGCAAAACACAGAUCCCGAGAUAAGAUUAGCAGUAGUCUCAGGGUGGCGACCACAGAGUAUUGACCCCCAUGCGCAGGGCUCCCUCACCACUGGUGGCCCUGCUGUGGCCCCUGCAGGCACCCCACCUGCCCCUUCCCGCCCUCCAUUCCACAUCCAGGGCUCAGCCUCCCUCAGGCCCACCUAUCCUGUCCCAGCCAGGCCUUUCCUGUGUGUCUGCUUGGCCUGGGACGCUUUCCCCUAAAUCCUGGCAUCCGUCAUUCCUUCGCAUCUGGGUCGGCAAACUCUCCUUAAUGAGCCAGAGAGUAAACGUUUGAGGGCUUACAGACCAAGAGGCCAUGUUGAGGGUAUAUGUUGACACCUACAUACCAGUUAACAUGUGACCAUUUAAACCCCGUGAGAACCGUUCUUGGUUGGAGGGCAGCUUCCAGGAGGGUCAUUGUGUACGGACCCUCCCUUACGUUACCCCGUCUUGGCUCCAGUCUGGCCCAUGGAGGGGCCUUUGGCAGUCUGUAGGGGGUGUAGGAUUUUCCUCUGCCCUCCUAGGGCUUCCGGCUGGACUGACUAAGGCGGAUUAACAGGAGAAAAGCAUACGAAUUUUACUUCCGUGAGCUUGGGAGCCCUCAGGAGAAAAUCGCCGGAGUGCUUCUUAUACACCAGGGUGAGCAGGUGCCAUGGUGGGGAGUAACCGCGGGACCCGGGGGAAUGCAGGAAGGAAGGUCAUUUUAGCAGAUCUCUCUCGGGAUGUUUCUUCUUCCUGGAGCCGGGAGGGCACUUUCAUGUGCCUCCUGCUUUCGGGGGAGAAGGUGCGUUCAGAGCGUCCUUGUUGCACCUGCUGUUUUCCGACUGCCCUGAAUUCGGGGUCAUCAGUGUGGUAAAGCAGCCUAUCAAGGUGGAAGUUCUGCAUCUCACGUCCUGGUUCAAGAGCAGCCCCUUCCCCUCCAUGCCCAGCCUCACUUUCCUGCUGGCUCUUCCCACCAUGGAAAUCGGGGUGUUGGUUCCCUCACUGCCUUGUUCUGGGCAGCGUGGCUCCCGGUGCUCAGUAAGCACCUCUGGGUGCAGGGAAAUCUCUGGUGCAGGGCUGGCCGCUGUCACCUCCCUGUCCUCCGUCCCUUCCCCCAGAGCCUGUGGGUUCCCUGGAAGGAGGAUGGAGGCCAGCCCAGGCCUUGUCGCUGCAGGAAGCUGGCCUGAGGUGGACGCUCGAGGCCGGGAAGUCCCUGCUUUAUUGACUUAGACGUGAUUGUUCCAGUGGCAGCACGUGAUAACCGCCUGGCAAACGAGUUUCAACCCAGAAGCCACAGAGGAGCGGCCUCUGUCCGUCCCACCUCCUCAGCCCCCGAGCCCUUGGCCUCUCUUCCUUUUCUUUCUCUUGUGUGUUUCUGUUGUUGCUGGGGUUUGAAUAAGAAGGCCCGUACGAAUUCUUAGGUCUUUUUACCUUUUAAUUGAGAUGUAAGUCACAUAUUGGAAAGUUCGCCCUCGUAAAGUGUACAAUUUAGUGGUUUUUAAUACAGCCACAGAGUUGCGCAACCGUCACCACUGUCUGAUUCCAGAACAUUUUCAUCGCUCCAAAAAACCCCGUGCCAGUGCGCGACCCCUCCCCGUCCCACCCCCAGGCUGGCAGCCGCUUAUCUCAGCCUGGACGGUUCACAUCCCGGAGCCGCGCUCUGAGUGGCCUUGUGUGCUGGCUGCUUCCCCGGGCGUUGGAGUUGUCACCCCUUGUUGGCUGUCACGCACAGCACUGCUGUGAAUAACACUUAGGAGUGGGGUCCUGGGGUCACACAGUGACUUCGUCAUUAUCAGGACGUGCCAGGCUCUCUUCACAGCGGCUGCCCUACUGGCACACCCGCCCGCCGUGCAGUUUUCACGUUUACCUGUGAUCUGAGGGCCCGCACAGUUCUCUCUCCCCAACACCCCGAUUUCCCUGUUGUGAUACAUAGGCCUUGUCACCAGAAAGAAGCCAACCUUUAGUCUUUUCCCCUCGUUACACAAGUAAUUAUCCAUUAAUGUAAAAAAAAUUGAGAAGGUGAAGGUAAAGGAGAAGAAAAUGUUAAGAUGGCUCUUACUGUUAUUGGCCGGGGGGGCGGGGGCGGGGCGGCCACUUUACAGCGUUGUUUCAGAGGCUGUGAGAUGUCCGUAGACCCGCUUCCCAUGGUCUGUGAUCUUAUUACACUUUCUCCCACCACGGGGCUGGCGGGUUCUUUCCGGUUCUUACCCUGUUCUAAAUCUUGCUGUGGCAAACCCUGCAGGAAGCAUUUUCCGAGGUUUGGGUUUUCCCCGCAGAUUAGCUUAUGAAGUGGGCUUCCCCGGGCAGGGGCCGUGAGCUCCACAGCGGCAUCACCUGACUGGGCCCUCGUCAACCGGAUUGUGCAUGUUGUACCCGGCUCUCGGCCCGCUAGGGGCUGGGGCCCGAUGGGUCCGAGGGCCGGUCUGUCCUUCCGGUAUGGGUCUCACCACUUCCUGCAGUGGGUCCUAGAAGGGGGGUGGUCGUGGGGGUCGGAUUUGGGGUGCACUGUGUUCUGUCCCUCGAGCCUCUGCUCUGUUAGUUGGCCUGUCACCCACCUGUUGGCAGCACAUGUCUGUGCCUGGCACUGUCGUGGGGCCCCCGGAGGGUCUCGGCAGGGCCCUGGAGGCCGGGUACAUCCCCUGCCCUGUGACCUGCAGCGAGGCCAUGGGCCCAGGAGGGAGGCAGGGCAGCGUCCUCCUUUGUCCCCCGGCUGCCAGGGUCCUGGGAGUCGUCUCAGCCCUGAGUCCCGCACCACCAGCGCUGAGUAACUCCUGGCUGCUGUCCAGGUGCUCCCUGCUGUUGCUGCAAGGGACCCGGGAUCUGGCCCCGCUGCGUUCUUGAGCCUCAGUCUCCCCGUCUGUGAAACAGGUGUUGUCAUAGUGCCCCCCCUUGGAGAGACCCUGCAUUUCACACGGUUCCCCAGGCCUCCGCCUGGCCUUCCAGGCCCUGUAGGAGAAUCUGCCCGCCCUGCCUCACAGCCUCCUUGCUGACCCCGGGCCUUUGCACCCACUGUCCCUGCUGCCUGCAUCCCUCUCCCUCCACACUGCUUGUUCAUCUCAGGCCUGCUCCUGCUCCCAGCCCCUCUGUGUGUGUCAUGGCACUUGCAUUGUCUGAAAUCACCUUUCCUUUCCUGUGCUCAUUGGUUUUCUGUCUCCUGGACUGGCAGGGACCUCCCCAUGAGGCAGGGGCCGCAGCCUGUUUACCACAGUGUUCUCCGGUGGGGGAGGGGGGUGACUGGGACAGGUGGGGAGAAGAGAGUUAAUUACAUCAGUGUCUCAGGAGAUGCGCACAGCACACCCCCAGCCUGUGGAGCCUCUAACACUCCCGCCUUAUCUUCUCGUCAGGCCCAGAUGCAGUUGGGCUCAGAUACAGUGACGGGAAGCUGCCUUGGUUUUGUCAUCAACCCUGCCGUGGCCUCCAACCAGAGCUUGUCUGCCUCACCACCGGCCUCACGUCUCGCCACUGGCUCCAUUCCCAUGAGCUGCCUGGUUCAGGCUCCCACCUUCUCGUCAGGGACCCAGACAUGGAGCUGCGGGAAGAGGCGUGGUCUCCGGGGCCGUUGGAUUCUGAGGACCAGCAGAUGGCCAGCCAUGAGAACCCAGUGGACAUUCUCAUCAUGGAUGACGACGACGUCCCCAGCUGGCCCCCAACCAAGCUGUCCCCGCCCCAGUCGGCGCCCCCGGCUGGUCCCCCGCCCCGGCCGCGGCCGCCCGCCCCCUACAUCUGCAACGAAUGCGGCAAGAGCUUCAGCCACUGGUCCAAGCUGACGCGGCACCAGCGCACGCACACGGGCGAGCGGCCCAACGCUUGCAGCGACUGCGGCAAGACCUUCUCGCAGAGCUCGCACCUGGUGCAGCACCGGCGCAUCCACACGGGCGAGAAGCCCUACGCCUGCUCCGAGUGCGGCAAGCGCUUCAGCUGGAGCUCCAACCUCAUGCAGCACCAGCGCAUCCACACGGGGGAGAAGCCCUACGCCUGCCCCGACUGCGGCCGCAGCUUCACGCAGAGCAAGAGCCUGGCCAAGCACCGGCGCUCGCACAGCGGCCUCAAGCCCUUCGUGUGCCCGCGCUGCGGCCGCGGCUUCAGCCAGCCCAAGAGCCUGGCGCGCCACCUGCGGCUGCACCCGGAGCUGUCGGGGCCUGGCGUGGCGGCCAAGGUGCUGGCGGCCAGCGUGCGCCGGGCCAAGGCACCCGAGGAGGCGGCGGCGGCGGACGGCGAGAUCGCCAUCCCGGUGGGCGACGGCGAGGGGAUCAUCGUGGUGGGCGCGCCGGGCGAGGGGGCCGCGGCGGCCGCAGCCAUGGCGGGCACGGGGACCAAGGCGCCGGGACCCCGCUCGCGGCGCGCCCCGGCCCCCAAGCCGUAUGUGUGCGUGGAGUGCGGGAAGGGCUUCGGGCACGGGGCCGGGCUUCUGGCCCACCAGCGCGCCCAGCACGGGGACGGGCUCGGGGCGGCGGGGGGCGAGGAGCCCGCGCACAUCUGCGUGGAGUGCGGCGAGGGCUUCGUGCAGGGCGCGGCGCUGCGGAGACACAAGAAGGUCCACGCCGUGGGCGCUCCCUCCGUCUGCAGCCGCUGCGGACAGAGCUACUACCGGGCAGGCGGGGAGGACGACGACGACGACGAGGCGGCGGGCGGGCGGUGCAGCGAGUGCCGUGGCGGGGAGGGCCGGUAGGGGCGGGGGCCCGGGGGGGCGGGGCCCCUCGGGCUUGGCGGGGACGACGGCGCAGGACCCAGAGACCCGGGGAGAAACGGACAGAGGGCUGCCCCGGACCGGCGGCGCGCUCUACCCCCUCCCCUCCCGCGGCCUGUGCGGCCUGAGAGGUGCGGCGGGCCUGGGGCGGGACACUGGGGACGCUCACCGGGCCGCCCGGCCCCUCCCCGCGCCCGGCCCUCGGCCUGGCCUGACCCUUGUAGGUUCUCGGCCGAGCCCGAAUCAAGACGUGUGAGAACUAGAGAGACCAAGAUACGACAAAACCCACGAGCGAAAGACCAUUUUCCCUCUUUCUCUUCCCCACCAACGGGGGGGUGUUGAGAAGAUGGCGAACAUUGGGACCUUUCCACUCGGAGGGGCCCCAGAGAGGGAAGGGAAAGAGGGGUCCUUUCCCCUUUUAGAAUUUUCUUUAUAAUCAUAUCCCCUUCCUGACCCCGCCUACCUAUUAUUUUCUCUCUUCUUCGCGGGUCCCAUCCUUUUUCCUCGCCCUAGUCCUUCCUCCCCCUCCUGGAUGUGGGGUAGCAGAGAAGUGCUGGAGCGGAACUAGCCCCUGUCCCAGGCGCACCCCGCAGAAAACGGGUUCCCGUCUCAUCCCAUGCCUGGGCACGGUUGGAGGAGGGGUGCGGGGGGCAAUAAAUCGCACUAUCCAAUUGUC